GUCAUCAUAGUUCGUGGCGAUAUAGUGACGUGUCUCUCAUCGGGUGAAGAGUUUAAAGAAUUUCGAGAGGGUGAUGGUUAAUUAAUUACGCGGCGUUUAGCAGAUUAAAAAUUAAUCAAGACAAGAUGUUAACAAAAUUCGAGACGAAGUCUGCGCGAGUGAAAGGACUGUCCUUUCACCCGAAACGUCCCUGGGUGCUUGCGAGUUUGCACAAUGGCGUCAUCCAAUUAUGGGACUACCGUAUGUGCACCUUGCUCGACAAAUUCGACGAGCACGACGGACCCGUACGUGGCAUAUGUUUCCACAACCAGCAGCCGCUGUUCGUUUCCGGGGGCGACGAUUACAAGAUCAAGGUUUGGAACUACAAGCAACGUAGAUGUAUCUUCACCUUGCUCGGUCAUCUGGAUUACAUCAGGACCACUGUAUUUCACCAAGAAUAUCCCUGGAUUCUCAGCGCUUCGGACGAUCAGACCAUUCGAAUCUGGAACUGGCAAAGUCGCACGUGCAUUUGCGUGUUGACCGGGCACAAUCACUACGUGAUGUGCGCCCAAUUUCAUCCUACCGAAGAUCUUAUCGUAUCCGCUUCAUUGGAUCAAACAGUCCGCGUUUGGGAUAUUUCUGGAUUACGCAAGAAAAAUGUGGCGCCAGGUCCAGGAGGUCUCGAGGAUCACCUGAAGAAUCCGGGAGCGACCGAUUUAUUCGGCCAGGCUGACGCAGUAGUGAAGUACGUCCUCGAAGGUCACGAUAGAGGUGUAAAUUGGGCAUGUUUCCACGGUACGUUGCCUCUGAUUGUCUCCGGAGCCGAUGAUAGACAGAUCAAGAUGUGGCGGAUGAAUGACGCCAAGGCCUGGGAAGUGGACACGUGUCGCGGUCAUUACAACAACGUAUCCUGCGUGCUGUUUCAUCCCCGACAGGAUCUCAUUCUUUCCAAUUCGGAGGAUAAAAGCAUCAGAGUCUGGGACAUGACGAAGCGCACGUGUUUGCAUACGUUUAGACGUGAGCACGAGAGAUUCUGGGUUCUUGCGGCUCAUCCGACCUUGAACCUCUUUGCUGCCGGUCAUGAUUCCGGAAUGAUAAUUUUCAAACUCGAGAGGGAACGUCCCGCGUACGCGGUUUACGGAAAUUUUCUGUAUUACGUCAAGGAUCGUUUCCUUCGGAAGCUGGACUUCACCACGUCCAAGGAUACGUCUGUAAUGCAGAUACGCGGCGGAGGAAAAACGCCUCCCUACAGUCUGUCGUACAAUCAGGCGGAGAACAGCGUUCUGGUGUGCACGAGGUCGCCCUCGAACAUCGAGAACAGCACUUACGAUUUGUACAUGAUUCCGCGCGAAGGAGAUUCCAGCACGGAUGCUGAUACCAAACGGGCGUCUGGGGUCACCGCUAUCUGGGUUGCCAGGAAUCGUUUUGCUGUGUUGGAUAGAGCGUAUUCGCUGGUCGUCAAGAAUCUGAAGAACGAGGUGACAAAGAAGGUACAGAUUCCAAACUGCGACGAAAUAUUUUACGCCGGCACUGGCAUGUUACUCUUGCGCGACUCAGAACAGAUAAUUCUGUUCGACGUUCAGCAAAAAAGAACAUUGGCAGAGGUAAAAAUCGCAAAGUGCAGAUACGUCGUUUGGUCCAGCGACAUGUCCCAUGUCGCCUUGCUGGCCAAGCACACCGUGAACAUUUGCAAUCGUCGAUUGGAGUCUCUCUGUUCCGUGCACGAGAACACGAGGGUGAAGUCCGGUGGCUGGGACGACUCCGGUGUGUUCAUCUACACGACAAGCAACCAUAUCAAAUACGCGAUCAGCAACGGCGAUUACGGAAUCAUUCGCACGCUGGAUCUGCCGAUUUACAUUACAAGAGUGAAGGGGAAUCAAGUUUUCUGUUUGGACCGAGAAUGCAGAUCCAAGAUAUUUCGGAUAGACCCGACGGAAUAUAAAUUCAAGCUGGCUCUGAUCAACAGGAAGUAUGAGGAGGUCUUGCACAUGGUUCGCACCGCGAAUCUCGUUGGACAGUCGAUUAUAGCGUACCUGCAGCAGAAGGGGUAUCCGGAAGUGGCGCUUCACUUCGUCAAGGACGAGAAGACCAGAUUCGGUCUCGCGCUUGAAUGCGGUAACAUCGAGGUAGCCUUGGAAGCAGCGAGAUCGCUCGAUCAGAAAGCGUGCUGGGAGAGCUUGGCCCAAACCGCUUUGCUGCAAGGCAAUCAUCAAGUCGUGGAAAUGUGUUAUCAGAGGACAAAGAACUUUGAGAAGUUGGCCUUCCUUUAUCUCAUAACCGGUAAUCUAGAGAAGCUGCGUAAGAUGAUCAAAAUUGCGGAAAUUCGGAAAGAUGUAUCGGGACAGUAUCAAGGAAGUUUGCUGCUUGGCGAUAUUUACGAGCGAGCUAAGAUUUUGCGGAACUCUGGACAAGCGUCGUUGGCGUACGUGACCGAGAAAAUUCACGGUAUAUCAAACGAGGAGGACGAUGCUCAGUACGAAUCGAUGAGCGAGGAACUUUCUGCCCUGGAGAAGGGCGCUAUAUACCUUCGUCCACCCGUUCCCAUUCAACAAGCUGAAAACAACUGGCCGCUGCUGACGGUUUCUAAAGGUUUCUUCGAGGGCGCGAUGAUGUCUCGCAGCAGAACUCAGGUGGCAGCCGCUCUAGCUCUGGAAGACGACGGCGCAGCGACGCCCGAAGGCUGGGGCAACGACGAAGAACUCGGUAUAGAUGACGAGGAGCUUGUGGACGCGGAAAUUGCGCCGGAAGGCGAGGAGAAUCCCGGCUGGGACGUCGAGGACGUCGAUCUUCCGCCGGAACUCGAGGCCGCGACGACCUCCAACGAGGAUGGUUAUUAUUCUCCGCCUACCAAAGGAGUUCCACCGACGCAGCACUGGGUCACCAACUCCAAACUGGCGAUCGAUCACAUAUUGGCCGGCUCGUUCGAGUCCGCUUUUCGGAUACUGAACAACCAGGUCGGAGUGGUGGAAUUCGGACCUUAUCAGUCUUUGUUCUUAAAUACGUACGCUCGCUCCAGAACGUCCUACGCCUGUCUGCCAAAUGUACCGUCCUUGUACGGAUAUCCGCAGAGGAACUGGAAGGAUACCAACUGGAAGGAUGCCACGUCGAAAACUGGUCUACCUGCGGUGGGUUUGCAUCUUAGCGAACUGGUUCAGCGUCUUCAGAUGUGCUACCAAUUGACGACUAACGGCAAGUUUGCCAAAGCGAUAGAGAAGCUGCAGGGGAUCUUGCUGAGCGUACCGUUGCUCGUCGUUGAUACCAAACAGGACAUCGCGGAGGCUCAACAGCUGAUUCAAAUCUGUCGCGAGUAUAUCUUAGGUUUGAAGAUGGAAACUGAACGUAAAAGUCUACCCAGAGCCACGUUGGCCGAACAGAAGAGAAUUUGCGAAAUGGCGGCGUACUUUACACAUUGCAAUCUGCAACCUGUACAUCAGAUUCUCACGCUUCAAGUAGCUGUGAAUCUGUUCUACAAAUUGAAGAAUUACAAAACCGCUGCUUCGUUCGCGAGAAGAUUACUCGAACUCGGACCAAAUCCUGAACUGGCGCAAAAAAUACGAGUUUUAUUACAGUCUUGCGAUAAGAUUCCUGUCGAUGAGCAUAAAUUAGUAUACGAUGAGCACAAUCCAUUCUCAUUGUGCGCAAGCACAUUCACACCUAUUUACAAAGGAAAGCCAGAAGUGAAGUGUCCAUUAUGCGGUGCCAGCUAUAAUCCACAAUUUAAAGAUACAGUAUGCAAGAUAUGUGAAGUUGCUUUGAUAGGCAAGGAACGUUAAAAUUCUAUUUAUAUUGUUAUUAUGCUAUCAAUCUUGUAAGUAAUAA
This is a messenger RNA of Nylanderia fulva, 3798 nucleotides long. It is a transcript of the gene alphaCOP, whose product is annotated as coatomer subunit alpha. NCBI's taxonomy places the organism in Eukaryota, Metazoa, Arthropoda, Insecta, Hymenoptera, Formicidae. Gene Ontology annotation, biological process: intracellular protein transport; endoplasmic reticulum to Golgi vesicle-mediated transport; retrograde vesicle-mediated transport, Golgi to endoplasmic reticulum. Gene Ontology annotation, molecular function: structural molecule activity; protein binding. Gene Ontology annotation, cellular component: COPI vesicle coat. The record is from RefSeq and is a predicted model, not a curated record.